This is a messenger RNA of Spodoptera littoralis (African cotton leafworm), 4152 nucleotides long. The record is from the annotation of a GenBank genome assembly. NCBI's taxonomy places the organism in Eukaryota, Metazoa, Arthropoda, Insecta, Lepidoptera, Noctuidae.
AUGUCUGAUCGAUCAAGUCCCGUGAACGGCGGUUACGAGGCCGCAAGGCUCACCGUCCGCAAGGACCUCUUCCCGGAGGUUCGACUAUCAAAGCUGGCGACUGAUGGCUCUGGUACGGACUCCGACCAAGAAGAGGUCGAGUCAGCCUCUGGCGUGAAGCUGGAGACUGAUUUCGAGCAAAGUAUAGACGAAAUUGCCAGUCAUAAGGCGCAAGUGGCUAAUGGGGCACUACCGUGUCCUACGCGGCCACGACACAGGAAGCACAAGCACCACUCCCGACAGAGUUCUCAAUCCUCAACUGUGAAUGGUUGUCUGCCUCCUAAAAGUAAAAGGAGAAAAGACUCACCAAAAGAUUCAUCCUAUAGAACACAUUCUAAACAUAGUGUUGUGUCACAAGUGAAAGGUGGUAAAAACUUGAAUUUAGUUAGUAGUAGUGAGUGUGCGGAAGAUGAUGAGGACAAUGAAGAAGCUGAAGAGGAAGAGGAGGAGGAAGAAGAAGAAGAGGAAGUGGAAGAGGAGGAAGAAGUAGCAGAGGAUAGUGAAAGUUCAGAGGAUGAACAGCUCAAACAUAACUCAAAGUUACCAAUAACAAUGCAGCGACAAAGUGGUAAACCGUACAGUCAUGAACUUAGUCAAUUAUCAACAAAAAAGAGUAAAAAAGACUCUAAAGAGCGUAAAAUUCAUGCAAUUAUACCAUGUAGUGGCAAACCAAGGUCUAUGUUGGACAUUCGCAGUUCGCGGGGUAAAAAGAAAUCAAAGAAGUCUGAGUGCACACCCACAUAUCGAAGCCAGAUAGUGGAUACUAACUCUAUGAAGAUUAAGAUUAGGAGAACAAGUGUUCAUGAAACUGUAACACCAACUCCUACAUCGGUUUCUGAUAUUGGUCAAAGGAAAUCUAAGAAGAAGCGGGCGGCUUCACCAGCAAGCGUCAGCUCUGGUGAGGAGUAUGAUCCGUCGCGCGGUGAUACUGCUGCCGCGAUGAGCGUCGCAGCGCCCAAGCCGCGCCACCCGCGACCUAAGACUCCUAAGCCUAAGAAACCGACAAGUUCUAAAAGUAAGCAAAAGAAAAGUGAAAAGACUGAAAGAACUAGAAUUAGUGGAGCUGAAAGUAAAGAGACUGGACCACAAAGUCCUUGGGGACAUUCUAUGCCUAAGGAGAUUCUAUUAAAGAUAUUUGAAUAUGUUGUGGCCUCUCAGGGCACAUUGCCUUCUGUGAUCAGAAUUGGUAGAGUAUGUAAGUUAUGGCACAGUGUAAGCUGUAGACAAGAAUUAUGGAAGAAUGUAGACCUUGCACAAUAUACUACAGAAAAAUGUAAAACGGACUACAAACUAGUGUGGCUCCUGGAAAACCGGUUAUCGCAAUGUCAAAACUUAAAUAUUGCUCAGUGGAAAGUGAGCAAUGUAUCAUGGGUGCUGGCGUGUGUCGCGGACUACUGUCCACAACUCGUGGAGCUCAGCGUGGCCGGCUGGAGCCGCAUCACCUCCGACCAACUCUUCGACCUACUGCAAGCCCUGCCUAAGCUGCAGAGGAUUGACUUAUCGCUUACGUCUGAAACGGGCGGUUCAAGUUCGUGCUUGUCGGCUGCCUCGAUGGCGCGCAUCACGGAGAACUUCGGCGAGAGACUCACGCAUCUCAUGCUGGCUAACAACAAGUUCAUAGCCAUGCCGCAGAUACUCACGUCCAUAGCGACAUAUUGCUCCAACUUGGAAGUUCUGGACAUCUCGGGUACCCUGGCAGCCUCGCACCCUGCCGCGGUGCCACUGGAGGCCCUGCAGAAGGGCUGUCCUAAGAUGCGAGUGUUCCGGGCUGCCAACUCACAGCUCGUGCUGGCCAAUGCUACCACUUCGCAACAGAUGGAGUGCCAGGGCUGGGCACACCUGGAGGAGCUGUCGAUCGCGGGCGAGGCGGCCACGGAGCGCGUCGGCGUGGGCGAGUACAGGCUCGGGGACGACGCAUUGGCGCGCCUGGUGCGCGGCGCCACGCGCCUGCGCCUGCUCGACCUGCGCGGCCUGCAGCGACUCACUGACUCGGGGCUCGUGCGCGUGCCCGCCUGGGACCUGCAGCAUCUCUUCCUCGGCGGUUGCAACGUGACUCGUCAAAACAGUGCUUGCUUGGAGCUGAUUUGUGAGAAGUGGUCUCACAGUCUGAUCGAGUUGGACCUGUCCUGGGCGUCUGCCGCGCGGGUACUCGACGACGCCGUGUCUGCGUUGGCCGACUCUGCCGACAGCAAGCUGAGAAUACUCAACUUGUGUGGAUCAUCGGUGUCUUUGGAACCCGUAAAGAAAGUUCUUUUAAAAUGUCCACAUAUUGAGUCUAUAAAUCUCAGUUCUUGUCGAGCGUUGCCUCGGGGCAUGAAACGCUUGUACACAGGCAACGAAAUCCAGGACCUUAAAGACAGUUUAGAUCCAGAAAAAAUUAAAGCCAAAGAAAAUAAAAAAGAAGAAGAAAGUUCAAAGACAAAGAAAAGCGUUAAGAAGUCAGCUGCGGAUUCCAAGUCAGAAUCUGUCAGCCAAGACAACUCUGCAGAUGUGUCAGAUAAUUCUGACGCAAAAAAAGAUACAACGUCUACAAAAGCGGUCACUUCACCUUCUGUAUUCCAAGAGCCUAAAAGUCUUUCAGAGUCACCUUCUGCUUUGGCAGAAAAACAUUCAGCAUCCAAAAGGACGCCAGUGAUGUCUUCGCCUGACAGUAAAACACUUGAUCAAAAAUACAGCAAAGAAAUUAUUGGUGCUGUACCUGAAGGAAAACGGUCGACAAGAGGUACGACUCCAAAGCUUCUUAGUCCUGCUACACAAUUAAGACCUGAUUCCUCCUCCACGCCUAGGUCCGAUCCCGUCAAAGAUCUUGGAAGUCCCCAUUUCAGUCCAGUCCCCAAACCAGACAGUCAAGUACAAAAUAGUCCCGAAGUCCAAACAGACUUACUAAACCCAAGCCAAAAGAGUAACUCAUGGAAUCUAGGACAGUUUAAAACCACACCCACACAUAAGUCUGAAGCCAGCCCGUUAAGUAGGUUAGAAACUCACACUAAAUUAAAACACGGCAAAGUUAUAGAGCAAUGUAGUCCGACCACCUCGCACGAUAACAAACCUAGUCCCGAAACUCAUAGUAUCAAACAAGAUAGCAUGAAGAAUCCUAGCUGGAAUUACGGCAAUUACAGUCCUAUGCCGCGCCAAGAAAGUCAGUUCUCUUCACAGAGGAGUCCUUAUUCAGCUCAACCGAGCCCUGCUCAACCAAGCCCCUAUUCAACGCAACCUAGUCCAUACUCAACACAGCCGAGCCCAUAUUCUUCACAGCCUAGUCCCUAUUCAGCCCAACCGAGUCCAGAUACAAGUCAAAUUGUAAAACCAGAGUUACAAAAAUCUAGUGCUUGGAAUACAGGAAACUAUAGUCCCAUGCCUAAACACCACCCACCAUUUUCUCCCCACCCGUCCACACAUGCUAGCCCCGACCCGGGAGUUGGCUUGAAAACUGACACUCUUAGAAACAAUCCAAAUAAAACUCCGGGACAUAGUCCAAUGUCAAGACAAGAUCGCAUCCACCAUAGUCCUUAUUCACCCAGACCUAGCGUAGACGUAAAUUAUAGCAAUAAAAAAAGCCCUGGAGUUGGCAACUAUAGUCCUAUGAUGCGGCCAGAUUGCCAUCUACCUAGUCCAGACAGAGGCUCUACUGCAAGACCCACAAUGGCUGGAAGACAACAAGAUAUAUAUGGAAGAACUGUAAAUAAAGCACCUGAUAUACUACAUAAUAGCGCACCCCAACCAGAGAUUCCAAACUCUUGGGGUAUAGACAGAUUCAAUCAGAUCACUAACUCCACCACCUCGGCCAUCGAGUCCCUCGUGUGGGGAGCGACAUCGUUCAACACGGAGCCCGCUCCGAUGCCGCCGCGAGUUGACAACAUUCCCACCAUGCUCAACACGCCGUCACCACAAACGUGGUCCGGUUUGCCUCCGUUCGAAAAUAGUGUUCAAAGACCUAAUGACGAUUUUAAUGAUCCGUGGACUUUAGGACAAUUCCGUGAACAGCCUCACCAUGUGCACAAUACGUUCGUGGAUCAAAACAGUUUCGACCUGAGUGCUCACUUAGGACAUCAGGCGCACUCACUACAGAGUUAUCUGGAAGAAAAUUUCCCAGAGACCUCUCGUGUAGAAUGA